CACCAACUGACAUGGCAUGCCAGCCCCAGCCACGUCGCCGAAGUGGCACGACGGACCUCCCAUGGCCCUCUCCGUCUGCAGUGCUUCCGAUGACGCUGCGGCGAGGGCGACGGCAAGCCCCGGCGCAAAGGCUGCAUUGCAUGCGUCAACGAGCAGAAAAAAGAAACAUUCCCAAUCCCACAGCCCCGGGCCGCGGAUCGCCGCCAUCUCGUCACAUCUGCCUUCCUGCAUUGGGACUAUGCGAGUCGCGCAGCAAGCUGAGGAUGGGCAGAGGGCCGGAAAGCCUCACUCGCAGCUGAACCCGGCGCCCAGGAUCGCUCCUUGCCAAUAGCCCACCGCGUUAUUGGAUGGGGCUGUGGUGGGGAGGGGUGGGAUCGGCGGCAAGGCGGACGGACCGAAUAGGUGUUGUAUGACCGGCUUCCCUGAUUCCGCACCUGCAGAUGCGGAUGCGGAGGAGGGUUGAGGUCGUAUUGCAGUUUCCUGCUUGUCAACCGAGCCUGCUGGUGCUGAUUGAUGGAAGAAUGGAAGGGACAGGGCAAGGCGACGGGCGGAAGGUCGCUGUCGCUGUGCCCGAGGUACGCUCACGCCCGAAGGGAGGAUGGGGAUGGGAGAGGUGCAAGCAUUGAAAGGAGGGCCAAUCACGCAUUGGACACUGUGGUGCCAAUACGAUGCCUUUUUUUUCUUUUCCCCGAGGGAUUCCCAGACCAGGGAGACGACCGCCCCACCCGCCGGCACGGAGCGAUAUCUUGUUUAUUUCGUG
Mytilinidion resinicola is the source of this 760-nucleotide messenger RNA. RefSeq lists its product as uncharacterized. NCBI's taxonomy places the organism in Eukaryota, Fungi, Ascomycota, Dothideomycetes, Mytilinidiales, Mytilinidiaceae. The record is from RefSeq and is a predicted model, not a curated record. The transcript has a single exon. The coding region runs from base 62 to 331 and encodes 89 amino acids.